AUCGAAAUAUAUCCCACCACUACGUUUUUAUGGUUUGUUUUCAUUUUACAUAUUUCAAAGAUCACGGAUUGUUUUAUAAAAUAAGGUACUGGAUCUUAAGAUGUCUAUGUCGGUGGACAGCAAUAAGUCCUUGCUGAGAAAGGGCGACAUGAAGCUGGAAAACUAUCCCACAUGUGCGGUGGAGGCACUUACUCGACUUGAAACAUUGAUCGCCAGCCGGAACAAGCAGAAUAUGGUGAUGCAAAUCAUAUCGGAGUACAUAUUCCUGGAGAGAACCGGCAAGGACGGCGAUGUGCGAAAGUCGCAGGCGCUACCUAUUAGCCAGAUGAAUCUCUUCCAGGAGUUCCAGCUGAUCAUAGCGCUGAUUGAGUAUUUCUCGCGACCAGGAAGGGAUGCCACCCGCAACGCCAUAUUCCUAUCGCUAUUCGGGAGCCACCUGACCCCGCAACGAUCCAAACUGCUGUCCAGGCUGAUCAGCACAGCGGUUUCCGGAUCCGUGGCACCACUGCUCUCUUCGGCCGGCACGUGGAUGCAACAGGUUGGCUGCAAGACGCCACUCAGCCUUGAGGUGGCCCAGAAUAUAGUCAGCGACUUCAUCUCGUACUCCCGGAAAACGCCAGAGCAACUGAAGCAGCUGCCCAUGGUGGGUCCGCACUUUGCGGCCAACUUUAUGGUCGCCGUGGCAGAUCUGUAUCUCAAUGAGCAGCGCUCGCAGACCCUGAAUCCCCCGCCAGAUGCACUACUGGACACCAUAACCGAAUGGAUGACGGAGAAUCCUACGCUGUGUCAAGCAUCGCAGCAGCCUUUGGUCCUGCCCGCCGGCGCUAUAGCUAUGCCCUUUGCCACUCCUUUAGCGGGACUCCUGCGCUGGGUGGUCCUGGCUCCUCUGGUCUCCAACCGGCAGGCCUACAGCAAUCUGCAUCUCUCCCUCCUGCGUGCCCUGCAGCAACUUGUCAGCAGUGGAGAAUCGACCGCUCUGCCCAGCCAGGAUCUUAUGCAGAUCGUGAAGUCUCUGCAGAGCUAUUGCGCACGGCUGGGGGAAUCUAAAACGGAUCCCGACACGGAUGCUGCCUAUCAGAAGUGUAUGGAGCGAUUUGCCCAAGCCGUGCAAAUCGCCCUGAGCUCAAACUGCAUCACCAAUCAGAUUCAGCUGCUGUGCCUCCUGGAAUCCUUGCCGCCACACAAGCUGAUGAAAAUCGUUAUAGAAGCCCAUAAAAAGUAGUAGAAUAUCUAAUUAAAUAUAUAGCCUUUUGGAAUAGUAA
Molecule: messenger RNA, 1262 nt
Organism: Drosophila suzukii
Lineage: Eukaryota; Metazoa; Arthropoda; Insecta; Diptera; Drosophilidae
Product: integrator complex subunit 15
Source: RefSeq, a predicted model, not a curated record